UCAGUUCACUUUGUUGGGCAGGCGUAAGCGCAUAGAAGUUGACUACGGUCUCAUCGUCUUCUCUGUUUCAUCCGUGGGAAUCGUUGUUCAGAAAAAUAAAGAAACAAUCAGAAUAGGUACAUAAGGAAUAAAAAUGAGUGAAGGACUGGGAUAGGCCUCGAAAGUCAAUGGAUAUCGUUGCACAGAAGUUUUCAAAUGAAGGCAGUUAUUGCAGUUAAUUUGCAGUUAAAAUAUCUGAUCGCUGCAGAGCAACAAAUGUGCGACAGUCGAUAUUAUAGCAAACAUAUGAGCGAGUUUCUUCAGUAGUGUGCUUUCUUAUCAAUUGAAAGAACUUGUUGCUCCCGUAGUCAAGUGAAGUGAUGACGACAUACAGCAGUGUUCAGUGAAGAAUGUGUUUCAAUGUAUGUGAAUAUAUCUGAAAAUAACGCAAUCAGUGUAAUUAAAAAUGAGAAAGCGUCGAAAGAAAGUAUCUAGCUUAUGGGGUAAAGUGCGGUCAAUGUUGUUGCUGGUGGAUAGGCGAAUUGUAAAAUUCAACUUUAUCAAUUAAUGGUGCUUGGAAGAAAAAUGAAAAUCGAAAGAUGAUGUUCUCGUGAAGCAUACUCAGUAGUAUAUGUGUUAAAGCAAUAAAGAAUUAUCGUAUGUUUAUACAUUGCACUCAGCAAGCAUGGGCCCAAUCAAGCAUCAACUUAUUGUUAUCAUCGUGUUGGUUUGUAAAAUCACCAAAAUAGAUACAGAAAAUUCUAUUUUUUUAUAUUAUGACAAUGAUAGUAAAAAUACGACUGAGAAUGCAUUUGGCGAUAAAAUACCGUCAAGUGCUAGAAAUGUUGACGGUAGUACUAAUUUGCACACUGAUACUGUCAACCAGUUGAAUAAACAAGAUGUCACGAACAGUUCACCCAGCAAUGAAUCAGCUAUCUUCACACGAUACCAACGAUCGACAGGUAGUAAUAGCGGUCGAACUGGAUCUCAAAGCCUAUGCAGCAAGCAGGGGUGCAGCUGUUUGGAUCAGCCAAUCCUUACGAUCGACUGCGAACUACUUGACAGUGAGACAACAUUGUCCAAUCAAUACUACAUUCCUAGAGAAGCAAAAAGUCUUGAUUUACGACUUAAGGCUCGAGGGGCGCGGUUGAUGAUUGACUCCGAGCUAUUCGUCAACAGUUUAUUAAACCACGUACUAAUCAUGGGUGACGCUGAUGGUAGUAACGCUUUGAGGCAUGUGGAAUUUCAGAAUAAAGCAUUUUGUUUGAAUAAUGGUACGUACCCGGAGCUGGAAGUAUACAAUAUUUACACUGUGGUGUUUCAUGAACGAACAUUUUGUCAAGAAUUUAAACUUAAUGUCACUAAUGCCGGCGAGGUUAUAAUAAUGCCCGGUGCAUUCUCCGUUCCCGAGAGCGAAAUUCUUUUGAAUAACGUCAAAGAUAUACGGAUUCAGGAAGACGCAUUUAAAGGAUCAAGAUCGACUAAACUGGACAUUACGAAUAGUGGAAUAAAAAUAUUAUCCGAGCUUCGAGCGUCUUUCCGACAGAUACAGUUCGUCAAUACCACAAUUGAACAGAUCUCGACCAAAGCAUUUGAUGUAACUAAGAUAGACUCAUUGAUAUUUGAAAACUGUGAAAUAGACAGGUUAAUGUCACAAGCUAUUACUGAAAAGCUUUUAUGUAGAUACUUCACCAUGACAAGAUGUAGAAUAAAAGAGAUCGAGACAAACUUUAUUGCGGAUAGCGGCCUCAAUAACUUUAAUAUGCACAGUAACGUUAUAAACGAUAUUGCCGAUGACGCCAUCAAGUUUACAGGAAUCUCGAGUCAAAUAAUCAACAACAAGAUUAUAAAAACUGGCAAAAAUUGGUUUGUCCAAAAACCCGGCUGGACAAAUGUAGUCAUCACAAAUAACUCGUUUGGGGAGUUCAACUACUUUACAAUCGAAAGAAGUUCAUCAUCGAAGGUCUGCCAGUUUCAUGCCAAUUCAAUCACGAAGCCCGCAUCACGUAGUUUUAGUUUUACCCAACAUCCUACCUGCACCAUCAGUGAGAUAUCAUUUAAUAAACUGUGCACGUGUGAUGAAACUUGGCUAAAGGAGCUGUUAUUUAAAGACUACGAUAAAUUGCUUCGGGAGAGUUAUUGUCGAAUAGAUGAAACGUUGAAAUACUGCUUCAAUGCAACGAUUUUCAAUGAAAAAAUGUAUAUACAACAAGUAUGCGAUGAGUCGACUCGAACAAUCGACUGCUCUCGUAGUCAAAAAGAAAAAAAAGUUGUGCCACACUUUGUUAGUCCUAAUGAAAUCGAAUUAAUCCAGUAUAACGACUAUUACUACUAUAUUUUGAUAGGUAUACCUAUCGUUAUUGUUUGCAUUGUGAUAAGCUUGAGUGUUGUAUUUUGUAAAGUAUGUAGACGAGAAUCAAAUAGUUCAGCCGAUAUAGUUUCGAAUGAUUCUUUUACUAUGACUCAAAAACCGUCCAAAUCAUUCACAAAAGAAGAUAAAUUGAUUAUUCAUCAAACUUUGCAAAAGAUUAAAGAAAAACAAGCACCAGAAAUGUACGAAGAAAUUCUUACUUAUUCUAGAAAGCUUAUGGAAGGAACUUCCACAGAGACAGAGAAAGUUCUAACGAUUGGCGAAAUCGUACGACGUUUGAAUGAUUGUGAAAAUAGUGGCGAUGAUUUUGUAGCUUUCACAGAUAUUCUAUAUCGUCAUUUAGCUCCUAGCACAAACAAUACACCACUCGAAACCGUGUACGCAGAACCGUCCGUGCCUGUAGACGGCACAACCGUGAUCGAAACCCCUGCAACUUCUGACCAUAUAUAUGCUGAACUGACAAGUGCGGCCCAACCUUUGCUCGUGAAUGAAUACUCUGCACCAAUGGAUUUAAAUGACUCACACUACUCUGAGCCCGUACAGAUUAUACUAAAAGAUAAUACGCGUACCCUUAUAACACCAUACGCCAUUGGAAAUAAUAUAAGUUCGAUCGUACAACAACCGACCACGUCGAGAAAUUUGCCUGAUAUUUUAAAUUCAAAAAGUAGUAAUAGUACUAGCAGUAGUAACAGUAGUACCACAGCAAACGUCAUUAUAGGUCUUGAGUCACUCAGGUAUGUGGACAGAUCUCCGACCACUACUAGUAGGGAAAUUCCCGAAUAUUCGCUGCCGAUUAAAAAAGUGCCACCAAAACCAGCGCUCCGCCAGGAACAAACAGUUGAUUUUGAGACCUCCACGUCAAACUCCGACCAUUCGGAGCACUCAGGUGGCAGUGAUAUUACUGUAAAAAUAGACGACAUAGUUGAGUAUGUAGACGCAUGACAAAAUUAUUUCGAAAAUUCAAACGUCCAAAAUAUUGUGUAAGCACUGUAACUGUGCACAGUUGAAAAAGUGAUAUUAAUUUAGUCCAGAAUCAGACGAUGCAAUAUCUAGGUUCUAACACAUUACUCUACUAGUAUAAUAUAUUUUAGGAUAAAUUUCUAAAACAGACGACCACUAAUAAGCGUAAUGGAAGUAAAUAAUAUGUCGUUUAACUGUAUUGUAAAUAAAAAUUAUUGUACGCAAACCCA
Messenger RNA from Wyeomyia smithii (pitcher-plant mosquito), 3540 nucleotides. RefSeq lists its product as uncharacterized. The transcript is spliced from 8 exons. The record is from RefSeq and is a predicted model, not a curated record. The coding region runs from base 665 to 3292 and encodes 875 amino acids. Lineage: Eukaryota; Metazoa; Arthropoda; Insecta; Diptera; Culicidae.